CCGCUUAUAGCGUGGCCCUGCCGCUGAGAGCCAAUAGGAGGAGGGCUCUUUGCGGGGUUGGAGCGCGACACGGAACAUGGCGCCGCCGGCUCGGUACUGCGUGCCCGGCGAGCGGCUGUGCAGCACGGAGGAGGCCUCGGCGGGCAGCGGGACCUACGCGCGGCACGGCUCCAUCUUCGCCUCGCUGGCCGGCUGCCUGCAGAAAUGUGCCGAGGGCGGCGGGGUGAGCGCGGAGCGGGGCUCCGGAGGAUGCGGGGCAGGCGUGGGCGGCCCCGAGCUGAGCCCGUGUGUGUGCCUCGCAGCU
Molecule: messenger RNA, 304 nt
Organism: Meleagris gallopavo (turkey)
Lineage: Eukaryota; Metazoa; Chordata; Aves; Galliformes; Phasianidae
Source: RefSeq, a predicted model, not a curated record